This is a messenger RNA of Mangifera indica (mango), 1722 nucleotides long. RefSeq names its product shaggy-related protein kinase NtK-1. The transcript is spliced from 13 exons. Bases 247 to 1476 code for a protein of 409 amino acids. The record is from RefSeq and is a predicted model, not a curated record. Gene Ontology annotation, cellular component: cytoplasm. Gene Ontology annotation, biological process: signal transduction; protein phosphorylation. NCBI's taxonomy places the organism in Eukaryota, Viridiplantae, Streptophyta, Magnoliopsida, Sapindales, Anacardiaceae. Gene Ontology annotation, molecular function: protein serine/threonine kinase activity; ATP binding.
AAGAAAACCAUAGCAAAGGCAAAAAGCAAAAACAGCCAGAGAAGCCAAACUGCCUUUUAACUUACUCUUGCACAAUAUCGUUUCUCUCUCCGUCGUUUGCGCCAUCGUCUAGAGCCUCCUCUUCCCCAUACGGCAUCGUUUCGUGGGUCCCUUUUCAAUCUCCAAAUUUCUCUAUUUGAUCGGUAAAUGCAUGGUAUUGUUUAAUUGAAAAAGUAACGAGAUACGACACCUUUUAAUGCCCAGUAAAUGGCUUCAGUGGGCGUGGUACCUACUUCUUUCUUGAGAGAAUCUAGUGGCCACACCAGUGGUGUUGAUAAACUGCCUGAGGAGAUGAAUGACAUGAAAAUUAGGGAUGAAAAGGAAAUUGAAGCUACAGUUGUUGAUGGUAAUGGGACCGAGACAGGUCAUAUAAUAGUCACAACCAUUGGUGGCAGAAAUGGUCAGCCUAAACAGACAAUUAGCUACAUGGCUGAGCGCAUUGUUGGACAAGGGUCAUUUGGAGUUGUCUUCCAGGCCAAGUGUUUAGAGACAGGUGAGACUGUGGCAAUAAAGAAGGUUCUUCAGGAUAAGAGGUACAAAAAUCGUGAACUCCAAACUAUGCGUCUUCUUGACCAUCCAAAUGUGGUCUCUUUGAAGCAUUGCUUCUUUUCAACAACUGAAAAGGAUGAACUUUAUCUUAAUCUUGUUCUUGAGUACGUUCCUGAAACUGUUCAUCGUGUGAUCAAACACUUCAACAAGUUGAACCAGAGGAUGCCAAUGAUAUAUGUAAAACUUUAUGCUUAUCAGAUCUUCAGGGCUUUGUCUUACAUUCAUUGCAGUAUUGGAGUGUGUCAUCGGGACAUUAAACCUCAAAAUCUAUUGGUAAAUCCACAUACUCACCAGGUUAAACUAUGUGAUUUCGGAAGUGCAAAAAUAUUGUUGAAAGGGGAACCGAAUAUAUCCUAUAUCUGCUCCAGGUAUUAUAGAGCACCUGAGCUUAUAUUUGGUGCAACUGAGUACACCACAGCCAUUGAUAUAUGGUCUGCAGGCUGUGUUGUGGCUGAGCUACUGCUUGGAAAGCCUCUCUUUCCUGGCAAUAGUGGAGUUGACCAACUUGUUGAGAUAAUUAAGGUAUUAGGUACUCCUACAAGGGAGGAAAUAAAAUGCAUGAAUCCAAACUAUACCGAGUUUAAAUUCCCCCAGAUUAAAGCUCACCCAUGGCACAAGAUAUUCCCGAAACGCAUGCCUCAUGAAGCUGUUGAUCUGGUCUCAAGACUGCUACAAUACUCUCCCAACUUGCGAUGCACAGCUUUAGAUGCUUUGAUUCAUCCAUUCUUUGAUGAGCUGCGCAACCCAAACACUCGCUUGCCAAAUGGACGUUUCCUUCCGCCAUUGUUUAACUUCAAAUCUCAUGAGCUUAAGGGUGUCCAUGUGGAAAUCUUGGUGAAACUGGUACCAGAACAUGCCAGAAAGCAAUGCCCCUUUCUUGGACUAUGACUCGAGAUGAGGUGAAUGGAAAUGUAGCAAACCUAACACAAGGGUGUGUUGGUUUUUCAUGUAUGGAAGAACCCUGAAAUGUUUGUACUUUGUAACAACUUUCUAUCUAUUGUAUGCUAUUUGUCUUGCCUCCAUUUCUUCCAUGUCUUCAUGUUAUUGUAUGACUUUAUUAUCAUUACUACUAUUAUGUAAAAGCAAAUUUAUAAUCAUGCUACUAGUUGAAACAAACCCAAACUUAAACCUGAA